Messenger RNA from Gekko japonicus, 609 nucleotides. Its product is annotated as zinc finger protein 34-like. NCBI's taxonomy places the organism in Eukaryota, Metazoa, Chordata, Lepidosauria, Squamata, Gekkonidae. Gene Ontology annotation, molecular function: RNA polymerase II cis-regulatory region sequence-specific DNA binding; DNA-binding transcription factor activity, RNA polymerase II-specific. Gene Ontology annotation, cellular component: nucleus. The record is from RefSeq and is a predicted model, not a curated record. The coding region runs from base 1 to 609 and encodes 202 amino acids. Gene Ontology annotation, biological process: regulation of transcription by RNA polymerase II. The transcript is spliced from 2 exons.
AUGGAGUAUCUCAAAAACCCCAUCAGAGAUGAAACCCAAGCAGAAAAGAGAAGGAACAAGUGCCGUGAUAUUCGCUGGAGGGUCAACCUGGAGGAAAAACCCAAUAAAAGCUUGAAGUUUGGGAAGAGCUUCAGCCAGACCAGAAAUGCUGCGACGCACCACAGACUUCACAGAGGGGAGGUGCCAUAUAAGUGCUUGGAGUGUGGAAAGAGCUUCAACUACAGGGGCAGCCUCACUUCCCAUCAGAGAAUCCACAAAGGAGAGAAACCCUACUGCUGUUCUGACUGCGGCUUGACCCUGAGCGCUCAGUCGAGCCUUGUUCGACACCAGAGAAUCCACACCAAGGAGAAACCCUACCACUGCUCGGAGUGUGGGAGGAGCUUCAGCCAGAGUUCGGACCUUAUUCGGCACCAGAGAACCCACACUGGGGAUAAGCCGUACAAAUGCUCUGAGUGUGGGAAGAGCUUCAGUCGGAGCACAGGCCUUACUUCACAUCAGAGAACCCACACAGGGGAGAGGUCAUACCAAUGCUUAGACUGUGGCAAAGGCUUUUGCGAAAAAUCAAAUCUUAUUCAGCAUAAGAGAACUCACGGGGGUGAAGCGGUGUAA